Lactuca virosa is the source of this 288-nucleotide messenger RNA. NCBI's taxonomy places the organism in Eukaryota, Viridiplantae, Streptophyta, Magnoliopsida, Asterales, Asteraceae. The record is from the annotation of a GenBank genome assembly.
AUGGCAAUCAUGAGAUGCAUACGAUUGGAGCCUAACAGAUCGAUGACUAUUGAUGAAUUCAAAGCAUGGCUGCGCACCUAUGAUGACAACCGUGAUGGUCGUAUUAGUCAACAAGAAUUUCAAGAGGCACUUCAUGGUUUGAGAAUAUGGUUUGGGGGGUGGAAGGCGAAAAAGGCAAUGGAAGCGGUUGAUUCCAAUCAUAAUGGCAUCAUCGACUCUGCAAAUGAAAUGGAGAAGUUGGUGAAGUUUGCUCAAAAGCAUUUGCAUAUGAAGAUCUACGAAUCAUGA